Messenger RNA from Cephus cinctus (wheat stem sawfly), 3000 nucleotides. RefSeq names its product doublesex- and mab-3-related transcription factor A2 (gene dmrt99B). Gene Ontology annotation, molecular function: DNA-binding transcription factor activity, RNA polymerase II-specific; RNA polymerase II cis-regulatory region sequence-specific DNA binding; protein binding. The record is from RefSeq and is a predicted model, not a curated record. Gene Ontology annotation, cellular component: nucleus. Bases 580 to 2337 code for a protein of 585 amino acids. NCBI's taxonomy places the organism in Eukaryota, Metazoa, Arthropoda, Insecta, Hymenoptera, Cephidae. The transcript has 5 exons. Gene Ontology annotation, biological process: sex differentiation; regulation of transcription by RNA polymerase II.
AAUUCGGCAUUUCGGUCUCGACGUCCGAACAAGUAGUAGUGAGUGGCUUUUUCUUCUUGGGCAUUGGUCUUCUCUUCUGAGUGCUGCGACUUGUUAUUAGAGUGCCGAAUUUUUAUGCGUAUCCCGCGAACGUCAUUUAUGUGUUUCAUUUAUGUGUAUAUAUUCAAUGUCGUUACUGUCGUUGAUACGUGCAUCGAUAGUAGCAGUUGUACUCGUGUCAGCUUCUCCUCUCACGGAGAUACCGGAGUGAUCGUUGAAGGAAGCUGAAAGAGUGUCAAGAGAGAUUAAUAAAAGCGAAUCACAUGAUUGGUGUUAGAUAAAUUAGAGUUUUGAGUUUUUGGGAAUGUCACUUUUUGAAAAUUGUAACUUUUCACGACGUUAUAGAGUCGUAGAGAAGUAACUAGCCUCUCUAUAUGACUAUUUAAUUAUUGGAGCAUCUGAUUGUAAAGUUUGAUAAUAGAUGUGGUGACCAUGGACGAUUAAUAUUAUAAAAUGAUAUAUCACUCUGUACUAGAAGAUUGGUGAAUUGGACUUCAGUGCAAUAUAAUAAAAAGGGUGUACCUUGAGGCUUUGAGGAGAAUGUCGCUACCAAGGGGAGUGGGUCUUGGAGUUGAUGUUGGACAACUUAUGCAACAUCAGCAACAGCAACAGCAACAUCACGUGCUGCCUGCGGCUUUCUUUUUACGCGCGAGUGCGGAGCGCUAUCAGAGGACACCGAAGUGCGCGAGGUGUCGGAAUCAUGGGGUGGUUUCUGCCCUCAAGGGACACAAACGUUAUUGCCGAUGGCGUGACUGUGUCUGUGCUAAAUGCACCCUUAUUGCUGAAAGACAACGAGUAAUGGCUGCACAGGUCGCCUUGAGGAGGCAACAGGCUCAGGAAGAAAGUGAGGCACGAGAGUUGGGUUUGCAGUUGCAAUACAACAAUGGCAGCUGCCCCACAGCUUCUGUUUUGCCGACGUCUGCAACAGCUACGGCAACUCCAACCGGAAGUCCGCCACCACAUACAUCACAUGGUGCCAGCCCCGUAGGCCUUACGAUCCCAGCCGCGGCUGCAGCGGCAGCGGCAGCGGCAGCCGCAGCUGCAGCAUCGGAAAUUCAAACGCAACUACAUCAGCAACCUGACUGCGGAGGCCUUCUUCAGCGGAUGAGAGUACCCCAGGAACAAGAGUAUCGGCCAAUUAAAUCCGAGAAUAAUGAUACUUCCGUCCAUGGGAAUUCGCUAUCCGGAAUUACAGGUACAAAACGUGCAAGGAUUUCUGUCGACACCGUCAACGAAGAUGAUCGGGAUUCUGAUUCAGGGGCGGACCUUCAUGUGGACCGUGUCCCGGGUAAGCCCAGGCCCCGAUCUUCUGGUUCACCUUCACCUUCCCGCUCGAGAUCACGAUCCCGUUCAUCACCAUCUUCCCGUUCCCAGUCCGAUUCACGAUCUCACACGGCGUCAAAUGCUCCCAUAGCCGCGGAGCGCGGUCCCGCGGAAUUCAUCGGUGUCCGGAAACGUGAAGACAGCAUUAACAAUUCUGAGGACGGAAGUGCCGAACCUGGGACACCGAGUCCGAUCCACACACCGCCCUUGACGCCGGCCACAUCUACACCGCAACGCGAGGGCACACCGGCACCGGAGAAUCUCAGUAUCAGGAGGACUGCUAGUCCUAGUGAGAAUCAGACCCAAACUCCUAUGCAGGCUGUGGACCUGGUUCAAGCAAGACAUACUCCACCACCUCCGUCGCUUGCUGCUGCCGCCGCAGCACAUUUCUCACCCUAUGCACCGCUCUACGGACCCACCGCGAGUUCACUCUACUGCUCACCCUCUUUGUAUCAACAUCAUCAUCAUCUUCACGAACCAAGAGAGAUACAGAUGCAGAUGCAGAUGCAAAUGCAGAAUAUUCAGCAACCUUGUGGUCUCCAAGUGCAGCAGCAGCAACAGCAACAACAGCAACGUUCCCCGGUUGAUGUACUGUUGAGAGUUUUCCCAGGUCGACGUCGUGCCGACGUGGAGGCUCUUCUACAUCGAUGCAAGGGGGAUGUAGUGUCAGCCAUGGAGGUUAUGGUAUGCGAGGACAGUCUUCAGCCUAAAUCAGCUUUCUCUCCGUUAGCCGGCGCCCUGGCGUCGGCGGCAGCAGCGUCGGCAGCUUCUGCAGCUUACGCAUCUCGCGGUGGCUAUUGUGGUCCAAGUCCUCCAACGCGACAUAGAUUCCUCGCAGCCCCUUACACAGGAACUGGAUACUUACCAACUGUAAUCAGACCACCAAAUCAAACUGGACAUCCAAAUGGUACCACUGACGCUUACAGAGAAACCAGCCCUGACGACGCCAGCGACAAAACCAGCUAUUCCGAGUGACCUGGCUGGUUUUAUCUCUAGUAUCUUACAAAGAGACGAAGACUUAGUCGGUACAAUCACUAUGAUUUUUUUUUACUACAAAGUGAAUCCUUUGCGAAUAAUGCUAAAUUUUGGUCUACUUCGAACGUGAGGUGGGACAAUGUUACGUUCAGUAAUUUGAAAGCCGUAUAUCUUCCUCUUUCAGGAUGUGAGAUAAUCCUAGGAAGAAUCGAACAAAUUAUCGGUGAUAAAUAAUUGGCUAGACAAUUCUGCCGGUGAUAGACGAUUAAUGUGUAGAUAAAGGUAUGUGUUUAAAUAUAGACUUAGGUAGACUUAAUAGAGCGAUAUACAGAAAAGUUGUAAAUAAUGCGAUUGGAUAGCUCAAAUAAUGUUCAUCAGAGUUGUCUUUAUAUAACGUAACGCGCCUUCCGGUAUACAGGAACGCGUAUUCCUUCAGGAUUUUACGCGUCAGUUAUGGGCUGGGAAGUUCUGAAGGACUUGGGGAUUCCUGUCUGCUCAUAUACGAUGGUAUACAUAUGAUUUACAGCUAAUAUAAUAUACGUGUAUAAUGCCUAUAAUAUGUUUAGCGAAGUAAUGAAAUUUAUUAAUAUUAUAAGAAAGCUCUAUAGUUACCAAUGUGCUGCACGAUGUAUAGACCGGAACCCUCAAUAAAUUAUUGGUAUU